AUGGCCUCGGUGCGGGGAGCAUGGCUGGAGCCGGCGCGGCGGCAGGACCGGGCCCCGGAAGCACGGCAGCUGAAGGCCUGGCGCUCGUGGGAAGGGAACCGAUCCUCAGGGGGAACGAUUGGGGUUUGGCUGAACGCUUAUGGCAUUAAGACGGGUGAGGCCAAUUUGAGGCUCGUCUGCCCCGUGCUACGGAAGCAAGAAAAGAAGCGGGCCUUUGUUGGGGGUGCGGAGGCCGUUGCCGGGGGUGCUGGCCUAUAUCGGAAGGGCAGCAGCGAGGCCAUCGCGUGGUGGGGCAGGGGAGCUCGCAUAGAGCGCGCCAGCUGUAGGCAGGUUGGGGUGGUGGCGGAGCUUCACAGGAAGGUCAGCAAGAUGGAGUCAGUUCUGCCGUUCCUAGUUUCAAAGGUGCUCAUGUGGCGUGACGGUUCCACUGCAACGCACAGCAAGUCGGCGAAAGACCGCAAGACAUCUGAACUGAAGUCGCAGCUGCAGUGUGCGGGGGUGAAGGGCUGCCAGCUCCUGGGGGAAGGCAUCCCCCCCAACUGCGUCAGCCUUGCGCACCUGUGCAAGCUAUCUUGGGCGGAUGGCACGUGCCACCUGCUGGGCUUGUCCAAGGAGGACGUCUCAUCACCGCGCAACGCGUUGCUGCUGUCCAAGCCCAUCGAGCGCGCCUACGACAACUCGGCUGUUUGCUUCUACGAGGACCCAGCGGACAAGAAGCUCAAGCUACACAUCCUGUGGGACGAGCUCAAGUCGCAGAAGCUCGCUGACUGCCAGUGGCUGGGAGGGCCCAAGGGCAAGGGCUAUGCUGAGUUGACCAAUGCGUUCGGCGACACAACAUACGGCGACCUGGAGGCGCGGCCCCUACAAUACUACAGCAGCACGGUGGUCCCCUUUCGCCGCGUGCUCAGCGCCCAUGCGCAGCUGAGCCUCAACCUGGCACAGCGGGAUGGCAAGAUGGCUGGGAGCUGGACCUUCCAGGACUAUCGCUCCAUAGAAAACGUCCUCACCUGGCUUCGAACUGCAGAGCUGCAGGAGCCGCCCAUAGCAGGCAGCGUGUCGGAGUUGGCGGAGGUCAUGAGCAUGAGCAGUGCUCCCGCUGCACUGUAGGCAUUGUCGUAGGGGCUUGCCAUUCUCUUGCCGCAGUCGCAGCCGAGCUGGGUGGCAAACUCUCGUGCAGCACAGCCUCAUGGCGCGGUGCUUGCUGGCCGCCAUGCAGGACGUGGCAGGAGGCUGGCUGGCAGCGGCAACGUGCAGCCGCCAGCAGCGACUGCUGCGCACAGGGCUGUACGACUAGGCUGUGGCGGCGGGGCGGUAGCUGCAGCCGCGCACGGAACCGCGUGGCGGCGCUGCUGGUGGUGCUUGGUGUGCGGGCCUGGUGGCAGGGUGUCUAGGCACCGCCGAGGGUGGAAUCGUGGUUGCUUACCAAGGCCGUGCGGCGCCUGCACCUAUAAGG
This is a messenger RNA of Volvox carteri f. nagariensis, 1453 nucleotides long. RefSeq lists its product as uncharacterized. Bases 1 to 1107 code for a protein of 368 amino acids. The transcript is spliced from 6 exons. The record is from RefSeq and is a predicted model, not a curated record. NCBI's taxonomy places the organism in Eukaryota, Viridiplantae, Chlorophyta, Chlorophyceae, Chlamydomonadales, Volvocaceae.